GCAGCAUCAGCACCGGGAGUAUUCGGGAGAAUUCGGGAGAAUUCGGGUGUCUCACCUGUUAGAGCCGCAAGUGAUACCCGAUCUCUCUGCCGGGGAAUCAGCGGAAGCUCAGGGAAGAGCCGGGACAUGAAUUACCUGAAGCGGCGGCUGUCGGACAGCGGGUUCCUGGGGUCACUGCCCAGCGGUUAUUUGUCUGACCUGGGGCGCCCCGAACCCCCACCCCAACCCGCCGGACACAGCGUCUCCCAACCCUCCGGCUUCUUCAGCUCCAUCAGUAGCGCCGUGAGACAGAGCGCGGCCCAGGCAGGACUCGGCGACCCCGGCGCCUCCGGGAAGGUUCGGAACCUGCUGGUCAUCGGGGAACCGCACACCGACUGGGCCAAACAUUUCCGUGGGAAGAAGGUGCAGGGGGAGUGCGAGAUCCGAGUGGAACAGGCGGAAUUCUCUGAUAUUAACCUAGUGGCGCAUUCAAACGGCAGUUACACCAUCGAUCUAGAGGUCUCCCAGAAUGGGACCAAAACUGUCAGGUCCUUUCGACCCGAUUUCGUGCUCAUUCGGCAGCAUUCCUUCAGUAUGGCCGAGAACGAGGAUUUCCGGACUCUUAUUAUUGGAAUGCAAUACGCCGGGAUCCCCUGCAUUAACUCCUUAGAAUCCAUUUACAAUUUCUGCGACAAGCCAUGGGUGUUUUCUCAGCUGAUUUCUGCCUGUAAGCUCCUGGGACCAGAGAAAUUUCCAUUGAUUGAGCAAACGUAUUAUCCCAACCACAAGGAAAUGCUGGCGAUGCCGACGUUUCCAGUCGUUGUGAAGAUUGGCCACGCACACGCCGGGAUGGGAAAGGUGAAGGUGGAGAAUCAUUAUGAUUUCCAGGACAUCGCCAGUGUUGUCGCCCUCACCCAGACUUACGCCACCACCGAGCCCUUCAUCGACGCUAAAUACGACGUCAGGAUUCAGAAGAUUGGAAGUAACUACAAGGCCUACAUGAGGACCUCCAUGUCUGGGAACUGGAAGACGAGCGCAGGUUCCGCCAUGUUGGAGCAAGUUGCCAUGUCAGAAAGGUACAAACUGUGGGUGGACACGUGUUCUGAAAUUUUCGGGGGGCUGGAUGUUUGUGCCGUGAAGGUCGUGCAUGGGAAAGACGGGAAGGAUUAUAUAAUGGAGGUAAUGGACUGCACUUUGCCCGUCAUCGGGGACCACCAGGCAGAAGACCGGCAGCUCAUUGCAGACUUGGUGGUGAAUAAGAUGAAUCAGCUUCUGUCCAAAUCUCCUCUGAGACCAACUGCAACUCAGCAACCUCAGACGGGGACCCCGAGUGAGUUGGAACCAAACAAAAUGACGGCCCAGCGCCCCCCGCCCCAAGGUUGCCUACAGUAUAUUCUUGACUGUAACGGUGUCGCCGUAGGACCCAAACCGGCUCAGGCUGUGUGACUAGUUGUGGCCGAGUGAUUGUAGCCAAAGUCUCGCUGUUUCUCCUGAUCCCGUGAUCCAGUGCUGAUCUGAACUGGGUUUUUCUAUUCAGUUUGUCCAGUUGUCCCAUGUCCUGUCUCUGCUUGUCUUGCACCCCAGUGACCCCAAUACCCCCCAGUGACUCUAAUACCCCCCAGUGACCCCAAUACCCCCCAGUGACCCCGAUACCCCCCAUUAGCUUGUGACAUUGGAGGGGCUUGCCGUGACCCCAAACCCAUAAAAGAUCCAUAGGUUCAUUUCAACCCCAACGUCCCCCAAUCUCAUGCCACCCCUAGGGUCGCCAUCUUUUCUAGAAAAAAAUACGGCCUUCCUAUGUAUUUAACUGUUUUCCCUAUUAGUAACAUUGGGAUCAAGCAUCAUUUUUACCGGCCAGGCCUGUAAAAUACUGGCCAAGUAGCCGCCCCCCGUUUGUCGUUUCCAUUGAUUCAGCUAAAGGUGUUUGUGCUCUGACCAUUUAUUUAUUCUCCCCAUAAACUGCAGCCCCUCAGCGUCGCACAGAAGAGCUGACACAAAACUUGCCUUUAUUACAGGUAAUUGGGAGUAACAACAAAGGCUGGGCCCGUGUUUGCCCAGUGUGGCCCCAGAGCCCUCUGUACCUGCUCAUUAAACCACUGGGACCUGUGAGAUAAGAAGGGACAAUACUCCAGUCCUGUUUAUUUUAUGGGCUUGGCUUCCGUAUCUGAAUGAUUGGCACUUUCUUGUAAGGGCAAGUUAACAUUAACUUUUAGUGCACUGCAGAGUCAGCUUCAACAUUUGCACUUGGUCGUCAUUAUUUAUUAUAAAAAGAUUUGGGGUGACUGAUUAUUUGUGCCCUGGGUACCCCUGGAAUUAUAGCAGGUAGACUGUUACCCCAAUGUUUCUAUAUAUCUGUAACCUUGUUAUGAGCUAAGGGGGCCCAGUCUGAAGGUCAGUUAGGGGGAGAUUUGGGGUGAGUGCUUAUUUGUACCCUGGGUACCCCUGGAACUAUAGCAGGGUGACACCCCAAUGUCUCUAUAUAUCUGUAACCUUGUUAUGAGCUAAGGGGGCCCAGUCUGAAGGUCAGUUAGGGGGAGAUUUGGGGUGAGUGUUUAUUUGUGCCCUGGGUACCCCUGGAACUAUAGCAGGGUGACUGUUACCCCAAUGUUUCUAUAUAUCUGUAACCUUGUUAUGAGCUAAGGGGGCCCAGUCUGAAGGUCAGUUAGGGGGAGAUUUGGGGUGAGUGCUUAUUUGUACCCUGGGUACCCCUGGAACUAUAGCAGGGUGACUGUUACCCCAAUGUUUCUAUAUAUCUGUAACCUUGUUAUGAGCUAAGGGGGCCCAGUCUGAAGGUCAGUUAGGGGGGAGAUUUGGGGUGAGUGCUUAUUUGUACCCUGGGUACCCCUGGAACUAUAGCAGGGUGACACCCCAAUGUUUUUAUAUAUCUAUAACCUUGUUAUGAGCUAAGGGGGCCCAGUCUGAAGGUCAGUUAGGGGGAGAUUUGGGGGUGAGUGCUUAUUUGUACCCUGGGUACCCCUGGAACUAUAGCAGGGUGACACCCCAAUGUUUCUAUAUAUCUGUAACCUUGUUAUGAGCUAAGGGGGCACCAGUGUUUGUAUAGGGUGUAGACAGGGAAUUCUGGGAGCUGUAGUUUGGAGAACUUGCUCAUCUCUCACCAUCACUCUAUUUGUCAGUCAUUGAUAUCAUGUUCCCAUAAGCCAUUGCAUCUCCAUGUGACACUCAAUGGGCCUGUGACUGAUCUCAGCAGACACAUCAUGGGGUUAACUGGGAUAUUGGAGGGUUAUAGAUACUCGCCCCAUUUCCACGCCCAUGAAAGGAGUCAGAGCCCCCAAUAAUGAUGCCAUGGGCAGUAGAUCAUUGUAGGUGCUGUUUCUGCCACUCUGGUACAAUGGGCCCUUUUUGAAUUUGUGUGGCCCUAAGGGGCCCGAGGCAAGUGAGAAUUUUGUUGUUGUCAUUGGAGGCCUCCUUGUGCCAUGUCAGGGGCUCAUGGAGGUACCACUGCAAAUGUUGGGGUGCAGUUAUCAUAUUAUAAAGGUGGGGUGGUUCAUAUAAAUCAAGGGGAGUUCUUGUAGGAAGCCAUUUUCUGGUACUGCUCCGUUUUUAGCUCUUUAGCAUGUUCUGGUUUUGUGUGAGACGGUCCUUGUAUUUCUGUUUGUACCAGCGCUGCUGUGAGAGCAAGAACAUGGGGGUGCCUGAUCUGAGGGGUUUAUGUGACAUCACUUGUAAAGCUUAACGUGCAAUAAAGAAAUUUACAUCUGC
Xenopus laevis (African clawed frog) is the source of this 3699-nucleotide messenger RNA. RefSeq names its product synapsin II S homeolog (gene syn2.S). Gene Ontology annotation, cellular component: synaptic vesicle; synaptic vesicle membrane; synapse. The record is from RefSeq and is marked provisional. Gene Ontology annotation, molecular function: ATP binding. Gene Ontology annotation, biological process: neurotransmitter secretion. NCBI's taxonomy places the organism in Eukaryota, Metazoa, Chordata, Amphibia, Anura, Pipidae.